Molecule: messenger RNA, 494 nt
Organism: Drosophila ficusphila
Lineage: Eukaryota; Metazoa; Arthropoda; Insecta; Diptera; Drosophilidae
Exons: 3
Coding region: 71-451 (126 amino acids)
Source: RefSeq, a predicted model, not a curated record
GCUUUGAUUUCUAUUUCCAGUGCGUCAGCACCAAAAUUCCUAUCACCAGUUUGGCAAACAAAAUUCCAAAAUGAGUUCGCUUUUACGGCGCUACUUUACUUUCCUCUUUGUGGUGGUGAGCUUUGUGGGCUUCAGCCUGGUUGAAGACCAAAUAAUCCAGAAGGAGCCCAUGCUGGCCUCCUUCCGCCAAGAAACCCAGGAGCUGCAGGACGAGUUUGUGCAUUUGGCAGACAGAUGCAGCAUAGAAAAAGUCAUGGAGGAGGACUCCCCGGAGUACCUGCAGAUCAACUGCCUCGUGGACAGUCUGCCGGAAGGCUAUGCUAGGAGGCUGAAGCCCGUAGACUACGGCCGUAGUUUCUUCCUCAACCAGCGCAUUCCGCAGCCCCUGAAGCGCCAGUGGAAUUUCCGAGUGCCCAAAGACGCCGUGAACGGACUCAGUCUGCUGACUUGAUUGAUUCGACUCCAAUAGACCGAUAAAAAAACGUCAAAACGCG